AUGUCCAAGCAAAUAAUCGUCGUUUUUGGGGCAACUGGAAAGCAAGGUGGCUCUGUCGUCAGCAGUCUUUUGUCGGACAGUGCAGCUGGCAAAUUUCACGUUCGAGCAAUUACGCGCGACGUUACGAAGGCUAGUGCCAAAGCCUUGGCCUUGAAGGGCGCCGAAAUUGUUGCGGCCGAUUUGAGUGAUGGGGAAUCCAUUCAAAAGGCACUGAAGGGUGCUUAUGGAGUAUAUGCUGUCACCAAUUAUUGGGACCACCACAGCGCCGAGCUCGAAUUUGCUCAAGGGAAAAACAUUGCUGAUGCUUGCAAGAAAGAGGGUAUUCAGCACUUGGUGUGGAGCAGCCUACUAAAUGUCACGAAACUCUCCGGUGGUAUCCUCUCCCAAGUCCAUCACUUCGACAGCAAAGCGAAGGUUGAAGAAUACAUCCGCAGUGAAGGAAUUCCUGCCACGUUCAUGCUUCCAGGCUUCUACAUGUCAAAUAUCCCCGGAGGCAAUUUGCGGAAAACGCCGGAAGGUACAUGGAAACUUGCGCUUCCAAUUCCUGGCGAUAGUCCGAUUCCGCUAUUUGCGUCAGAGUAUGAUACGGGCAAAUUUGUCAAGGGGAUUCUUCUAAAGAGAGACGAGACCCUGGGCAAGCGGAUCUACGCUGCCACGAAGUACUAUACGCCUCUCGAAAUUUUGGCCACUUUCAAGGAUGAGUACCCCAACGCUGGGAAGGUUGCGGUUUUCUCGGAGCUGCCACAUGCGGUAUUCAAAGGCAUUCUCGCGGCAGCUGGAAUGCCUGAAGUUGCCCAAGAGGAACUGCUGGAGAAUAUGCGUCUAAUGCCAGAGUUCGGGUACUACGGUGGCGAGGCACUUGACUCGAGUGUUGAUAUUGUUGAUGAGCCUCUCACGACAUGGAGUGCCUAUAUGAACAAGACACCUGCUUUUGCGGAUUUAUAUUAG
Messenger RNA from Penicillium subrubescens, 948 nucleotides. Its product is annotated as NmrA/HSCARG family protein. The transcript is spliced from 5 exons. NCBI's taxonomy places the organism in Eukaryota, Fungi, Ascomycota, Eurotiomycetes, Eurotiales, Aspergillaceae. The record is from RefSeq and is a predicted model, not a curated record. The coding region runs from base 1 to 948 and encodes 315 amino acids.